AUGCAUUCGGUUCUGGUCGAAACAGUAUCUCCAUUACCGAACCCUACGAACCUACUCAUCAUGGAACCUUUAGGCGCAUCUGGCGCAGGCGCAGACAAGAAGCGCAACAAACUUGGAUAUCAUCGGACGUCAGUGGCAUGUGUGCACUGCCGUCGACGCAAGAUCCGAUGUCUAGUAGCAGCAGACGACAGUCAGGGACGUUGCGAGAACUGUAUCCGACUCAGAAAGGAAUGCCAAUUCUACCCCGUAGACCAACAGCCGCAACCAGAUCGCAAGUCUUCUAGACCGGGAGGAAUAACACUGGAGACCCCUUCAUCAUCUGCGGACCCUUCAAUAGCUUCAUCUUCUCCACCACCAUUAGGAGGCGCCAUGGAUCCUACCGAUAUUUACCAGUACCAGCAGCUCUCUUUGCAUUCGACGGCGACGACACCGGAAAUGACGGCGUCCGGUUUUCAUCCUUCAGCUGGGUUUUCUUCCGUUGCUUCAAUGGGUGGGUUUGCGACUGGUCCUACUUCACCAGUAGACGGAGUUGCUCAUCCAGAACUUGUACCUGGCCAAACAAUCGAUCCGAAUGCCACAUAUAACAUGGGACACGCAUCACCUGUAAUGUGGACACAAGGCCAAAUGUUAACAGCAUUACCACCAGGAGUAGCACCUCAUCCUCAACACAUCUCCACCGGAAUACCCUCUCACCCACAAAUGCUAAGUCCUGCUGCCGCUGCACCGUAUACAGUCCGACCCGACGGAUCGAUAUGGCCAACACCACCUCCACGCGCCAUAACCACAAUCCCCUCUCAACCAGAAAUGUAUCACCCUCACCCUCACCACCACACCAUCUUUGCUAGUUCACCGGUUCCACAACCAGAACUAAAACGAAGCAUGACCAGUCCCGCUCCUGGUCGAAGUCACCAUCAACCUUCUCCGUUACAUAGUCCCCCAUCCACACAGAUACAGAUUAAUUACUCGGGUCAACCAAUUCCAUACCAACAUCAUCAUCCUCCUCCUCCUCCGCCUGCUGGUGGUGGACAGUCUCAACCUUAUCCUCCGCAAUGGAAUCCGGGUAUGAAUGCUAUACCAAUGGGAGACGGUACUUAUACGACCCUAUAUGCAACUCCUGAACAUUUCCAGAUGUCUGGUCAACAACAUCCACCCACAGGGCCAUGA
This is a messenger RNA of Talaromyces stipitatus ATCC 10500, 1164 nucleotides long. RefSeq names its product C6 finger domain protein, putative. Lineage: Eukaryota; Fungi; Ascomycota; Eurotiomycetes; Eurotiales; Trichocomaceae. Gene Ontology annotation, molecular function: zinc ion binding; DNA-binding transcription factor activity, RNA polymerase II-specific. The record is from RefSeq and is a predicted model, not a curated record. The transcript has 3 exons. The coding region runs from base 1 to 1164 and encodes 387 amino acids. Gene Ontology annotation, biological process: regulation of DNA-templated transcription.